AAUUUUCGUUAAACCUGUCGUUAGUAAUUGUUAUUGUACGUGUGAGUAAUUUUGUUUAAAUAAAAUGGCCCACCUUUCUGUCAUACCUGGAGGUCCGCGUCCUGGAUUAACCAUCAGAGUCAGAGGACAAGCUCAUCCUACUGGGGAUAGAUUUAUUGUAGAUUUGCAGAAUGGUCCAGACCCCUCACCAAGAGAUAUUCCUUUUCACAUUUCAGUUAGGUUAAAUCAAGGAUAUGUUGCUCGAAACACCCUCAGGCAUGGAAACUGGGACGCAGAAAUCGGAGAAGGUAGCCUCCCUAUUCUCAAAGGACAGCCCUUUGACAUCAGUAUAACAGUGGAACCUCACCGUUAUAUUGUCUACAUAAAUGGUCAGUAUUUCUGCGAGUACCCCCAUAGAUUACCUUUUGAUCAAGUGUCACAUAUCUAUGUUCAUGGUGACUGCUCAGUCCAUGGCGUAACUUUUGAAAAUUACGGUCCAGGUCACCAUCACCACCAUCCUCCACCUCAUCAUGGGCCUCCUCACGGUGGUCCACAACCACAUUUCACUAAUUUUUAGGAAAAACAACUCUUUUUAUAACUACCUCAUGUGACAAUGUUUUUUUUUAAUUUGUAUACCGAAAAAAUAAAAGAUCAAUAUAACUUGCAAAUAGGUUA
Sitophilus oryzae (rice weevil) is the source of this 654-nucleotide messenger RNA. Its product is annotated as 32 kDa beta-galactoside-binding lectin-like. The record is from RefSeq and is a predicted model, not a curated record. The transcript has 5 exons. Gene Ontology annotation, molecular function: galactoside binding; carbohydrate binding. Lineage: Eukaryota; Metazoa; Arthropoda; Insecta; Coleoptera; Curculionidae. Bases 65 to 556 code for a protein of 163 amino acids.